UCCUCCUCGAUCAAGCAAGCCAUCUCUUCCCUUCUCCUUCUUCUUCUUCUUCCCGAACACUUCACUACUGCCUGUCGUCUGUCCACGUAAAUCUCUGCCCGCUCGAUCGCCACCACGUGCAACCUUGAUUAGCUAGCGCUAGCUCAUGGACAUGGGCAUGGGCUUGGAGGACCUGGAGGGGAGAGGGAUGAUGAGCCCGGAAGGCUCGGCGAUGUCGGCGGCGGGGACCGACGACGAGGGCGACCUGCGCAGGGGCCCGUGGACGGUGGAGGAGGACGUGCUGCUCGUCAACUACGUCGCCAACCACGGCGAGGGCCGCUGGAACUCGCUCGCUCGCUCCGCGGGCCUGAAGCGCACGGGCAAGAGCUGCCGGCUCCGGUGGCUCAACUACCUCCGCCCCGACGUGCGGCGCGGCAACAUCACGGCCGAGGAGCAGCUGCUCAUCCUCGAGCUCCACUCGCGGUGGGGCAACCGCUGGUCCAAGAUCGCGCAGCACCUGCCCGGCCGCACGGACAACGAGAUCAAGAACUACUGGCGGACCCGGGUGCAGAAGCACGCCAAGCAGCUCCGCUGCGACGUCAACAGCAAGCAGUUCCGCGACGUCAUGCGCUACGUCUGGAUGCCGCGGCUCGUCGAGCGGAUCCAGGCCGAAUCCGCCGGUGGCCUCGAUGCGGCGGCGGCCGUGGGUGCGCCUGCGACGACGGUGAGCGCGCCAGCCGCAUACCAGCUAAGCGCGUACCAGAGCGUCGUGCCGCCGAACAAAGCUCACGGCCACAACGUGGACUACAACGAGCCGAGCCAGACGACGGUGACGGCCACGAGCCCCGGCGACACCUCCAGCGCGCUGCGGUCGUCGCUGUCCGCGGAGGCGUCGCAAGGGGCGCAUUACACGUCGGGCACGACGCCGAUGAGCGAAGGUGGGGCCGUCCAGCGCUGUGGCCCUGGUACGACGAGUGGACCGAUGGGCAGUGACGUGAUCCACGUCGACGAUGUGCUCGGCGGGAGCUGGUCGGAGCUUCUCGCCACCGCCGGUUGUGAUGACUCCAUGAUCGGCUUGCCGGAAUUCGAAUUUGGAGAUUUUGAGGAGAAUUUGUGGAGCCUGGAGGACCUUUGUUUACAUCAGCAGCGCUUACAAGUGAAGGAGCAAAUAUAAAAUGAAAUUCCACAAGUAACUUAGUAAGUUCAUAUAGAAAGGUUUUAGUUCAUAUACAAAUUCGAAACAUGUGCAUACCUCCUUUGAUUUUCCUUCUAUAGAAGAUUUGCAGCUUGCAUUCUUCCGGCGUCCUCUAUCAAUUGUAAAGAAAUUCAAGUGUACUUGAAGCUCCAGUAAUACGGUUCGAAUGUUUCUUACA
Molecule: messenger RNA, 1352 nt
Organism: Phragmites australis (common reed)
Lineage: Eukaryota; Viridiplantae; Streptophyta; Magnoliopsida; Poales; Poaceae
Product: transcription factor MYB108-like
Exons: 2
Coding region: 146-1153 (335 amino acids)
Biological process (GO): regulation of DNA-templated transcription
Cellular component (GO): nucleus
Molecular function (GO): DNA-binding transcription factor activity; sequence-specific DNA binding
Source: RefSeq, a predicted model, not a curated record